GUCAACCGAGAAAAACAUGUCGCUGUCUUCAUAAUACACGGGAUUUCUUAUUUUCUUUUCAUCGCAUACCGUUUUUAAAAUGGCACCAGUGUCUUGUGUGUUACGGACUUGUGGGAUAUUAUUAUAUUUAAUAUUUCAAGUGAAUGCAGCGGAAAGUUUCACUGUGGAACCAUGGAUAGUAUCUUUAAAAGUGGAGGCGAAAUCAUGUAUAGAUGUUAGGUGUAAAUACUUGUUAUUAGUGAACGGCAGUGAGUUUUUAGGCCAUUAUUCUUGGAAACUAACAUCUUCAGACGGUGUUAGGGGUAGUAGUUGUGAUAAUAUAUAUUCGGAUUACGAGUUAAGUGAGGUAGAAACUGCGCAGUUGUAUACGCGAGUUCGACUCGCAGUGCCGAAUUUCGUUGAUAAAAUCUACUUUUGUUUACGGCAUAGUGAAAAGAAACAUACUCCAGUUGGUGGAACGUGGGUUCAUCAAGGAGGUGAUUUAUUUUUGCAGCCAAAAACCGAUGCGUGGGAAGCUGUGAACGGGGACAAAAAAUUAGAAACAGAUAUCCAACAACAGCUCCGAACACACAACGAUCUCCAAGAAGCCAGUACAGAUUGGACCGAUUUAUCUCACGACACUGAUGUCAAUUAUCUACCCAAUAUCCCCAGACCAACUAGAGAAGAAAAAAACGAUAUAGAAGUCUAUUUAAAUAAUAAUUAUGUACCACUUAGUCAUAUUAGCGAUUUAAAUAACGCAGAACUAUUAAAUUAUAAUGAAAUACAGAAAAUAGAAACGUUGGAUCGAAAGAGAAGAGAAAUUUCCUGGGAAUUUAUUGUUAAAAAGUGGAAAAAUAAAAUAGGAGAUAGUAAGAUUAACAUAAACAAUGUACAAGGUAAUAAUUAUGGCACUAAUAGAAAUAAAGCUCAAGACAUUGAAUUUGUAACGUUUGAUCGAAAGAAACGGGAAAUAAUAAAAGAUUCAAAAGAUAGCAAAGACGCCAAUGAUAAUGAUCAACUGGGUGAUGUGUCAGAAAGUAAUGUUAAUAAUUUUAUCUCCAAAAAUGUAUUAGGUAGUGCACACAUAGAUAAAAUUCUAGAUAGAGAAAAACGUGAAAUACUAAAAGACAUAAAACCUGCAGAUGGUAAAGAUAUAAAAGAUAGCGAGAAAUUAAGUGAUGCUAUACAAAAAGAUGAUAAGAAUGAUAGAAAAGUCAUAGUACCAAAUGCACAACUAAGCGAUGUAGGGGAUCUUGGUGAUUUUACCAUAGUACGAAAUGGGGGAGUUCCAGUUUUAAUAGAUGGCUUGAGGAUCGAGGAUUCGGAUAAGGAACCUAAGAUAAUUGAAGAUGGUAUUCCGAGCGUUUUAGCUGAUUCCAAUGUGGUACUCAGGUUGUUCGGUGAAGGGCUGACACCCAGGACAGUGAUCGCGUUCACCCACGACACGAUGGCCUACGGGCAGCCCUGCAAGUUUCUACUCAAAGGAGAAUAUGUCGCGAAGGAAGGAUCUGUGACAGCAACAUCGGCGCUUUUCGAAAUAACAGCACCGACACCAUUAAUAGAUUCCAAACUGUUCAUAUGCGCAAAGAACCUGAGGCCGGGAGUUGAAGAACCCGAGAACGACCAGGACAAAUAUUUGCACCAGGGCACUGAACAUUGGAAGAUGUUCGCCACGCAUACCAAGCUAUUGCCUUUGUGGGUGUCGCUGACAUUAAUUUUGACUUGCCUGACUUUCUCCGCGUUGUUCUCCGGUUUGAAUUUGGGUUUAAUGUCGCUGGACAGAACUGAGUUGAAGAUCAUUUCCAACACCGGGACAGAGCAGGAGAGGAGUUAUGCGCGUGCCAUCAUGCCUGUACGAGAUCACGGGAACUACUUGCUCUGCAGUAUUCUAUUAGGAAAUGUGGCUGUGAACUCCACGUUCACGAUAUUGCUGGAUGAGUUAACAUCUGGAUUGUUCGCUGUGAUAUUUUCGACUCUAGCGAUCGUGCUCCUGGGCGAGAUUACGCCUCAGGCGAUUUGCUCGCGCUACGGACUGAUGGUGGGGGCGAAGAGUAUAAUGAUCACCAAGGCAGUCAUGGCGGUGACCGCACCCCUCGCGUUUCCGGUCAGCAAACUGUUGGACUACUUCCUAGGGGAGGAAAUCGGCAGCGUUUACAAUAGGGAACGACUCAAGGAACUGGUCAAGUAUAUUGGUCAACAGUUAACCACAGAUGUGAACGACCUCGACAAAGAUGAGGUGAACAUAAUAUCUGGGGCGUUGGAGUUGCGGAAGAAGAGUGUGUCCGACGUGAUGACCAAACUGGAGGAUGUGUUCAUGCUGCCCAUAACUUCGGUGCUGGACUUCGAGACCAUGUCAGAGAUCGUGAAAUCUGGCUACUCCCGUAUCCCGGUGUACGAGGGCACCCGCACCAACAUAGUGACGGUGCUGUUCAUCAAGGAUUUGGCCUUCGUGGACCCAGACGACAACACCCCCCUCCGCACCCUCUGCCAGUACUACCAGAACCCGUGCAACUUCGUGUUCGAGGACGUCACUCUUGAUGUCAUGUUCAAGCAGUUCAAAGAAGGUCACAAGGGGCAUAUGGCGUUCGUGCACCGUAUCAACAACGAAGGAGAAGGCGACCCAUUCUACGAGACCAUCGGCCUGGUCACCCUCGAGGACGUCAUUGAAGAAAUGAUACAGGCGGAGAUCAUCGACGAGACGGACGUGUUCAUGGACAACCGGUCGAAACGUCGUCGCAACCGACCGCAGCACAAGUUGCAAGAUUUCGCGGCGUUCGCCGAACGUCACGAGAAUCAGCGCAUACACAUCUCGCCGCAACUCACGCUCGCCACAUUCCAGUUCCUCAGCACCAGCGUGGACGCGUUCAAGCCGGACACUGUCUCGGAGACUGUCCUGCGACGGCUGCUCAGACAAGACGUGAUCCAGUACAUCAAGCUGAAAGGCAAGACCAAGAGAGAGCCCAGCACGUACGUGUUCCAGCAGGGGAAACCGGUGGACUACUUCGUGCUCAUCCUGGAAGGGCGCGUGGAAGUGACGGUGGGCCGCGAGAACCUGGUCUUCGAAGCCGGACCCUUCACGUACUUUGGAUCUCAGGCGCUCACACAAAAUGUCGGAGUCGCGGAGUCCCCCACUCCAUCGGCGAUGGGCUCCCUCCAGAAUAUUAACAUGGAGGCGAUGCUGCGACACACCUUCGUGCCGGACUACUCCGUGAGGGCCAUCACCGAUGUCUACUACCUCACUGUUAAAAGGUCCCUGUACUUGGCGGCUAAAAGGGCGACACUGAUGGAAAAGGGCGCCUUAUCGAAGGGCGCUACCAACGAGCAAUUCGACACCGAGGUCGAUAAGCUGCUGGAAUCUGUUGACGAAGACAUUAGCAUCAGCGGUGAACACAAGACUCCUUCGAGACAGGUGUCACCGAACCCACCAGUGUCCGCGUCUCCGUUGACGCGCGCAUCGUUCGCCUCGCGUAUGUCGCCGGAACGCAACGGAGACGUUUUCGCCGCGCGAGCCGACGAACAGGAGAAACUGCUUAAACAUUAACCGCAGAUCGCGCGAUCACGCUUGACCGGUCUGAAGUUGGCUCCGUGAGAGAUUCGCGUACGUAAAAACAAAAUUAAGGGAGUAAAAUAAUAAAAAUCGUCCAUCCAUCCGGGCCAGUAUUACUGUUUAAGCGUUAAAAAAAAAGUCGAAUGACACGUUAAAAAAAACAGUUAAUAUUGGAAUUAUUUUUUAUAAAAACUGAUAAAAGAAAAUAUGGAGUAAAAUAAUCAAAAGGUAAAAUAAACAAUAGUUUCGUGAAUCGCGUGACGGCAUAAGAGAGCGUCAUACCGUUCCACGUGACGGCACACGGGUUAGUAUUGCUUUUUGCGGAUGUACCACGUUAUAAAAAGUCGGCUGACACGUGACGCCAAGCAGUGUUAUAAAAUGUUGAUAAAAACAAAUAAAGUAAAAUAAUAACAAAGAAUUAAAAGUUUCGUUAAUCGCAUGACGGCAUUAAAAAGCGUCAUGCCCUUUUCCGAGACGGGAUACGGGUCGAUCUUAGUGCAAACACUCGUUUACAAUUUUGUGAACUCCUACAAAAUAACAAGGUUGUUUGGAAAAAGUAUUCAUGAUUAAAUUAACAACUCUAACAAAGUGUAAUGACUUGAUAUUACAUUACGCGUGUAAAUAUAUGUCUGAAUUAUUGAUUCAAUAUUUCAAUGCUUUUUCUGUUGCCCUAGUAGUCCGUCCGUAUUCGACCUAAAAGUGUAAACACGUCUGGUGUUUUGGUUGUCACCGCGUACUUUCUAUAACAUUUUGACAACCCUAACUAAUUUUGAUGACAUGAUUAUUCACUAGUAUAUAUCUUUUUCUGUUGCCCAAGUGAUCCGUGACAGCAUUCGAACUAAAAAUGUAAACAACGCUGAGCUGUUGGUUGUCACUGCGUAAUUUUUAUAAUGAUUUUGUAUAAACCCGUGUGUUAUGGUUGUCAAGUGGUACUUUUAUCGUAAUAAUACUGUAAUACGUAGACGUAUAUCCCCCUUUCCAUAUCUCCAGUCACUGGCGACUAACUUCACACCGGCCAACUAAGAUCGCGCGUACUUAUACCAUACCAAUCUGUAUUUGCCCCAGUUUCAUUAUCAAAAGAAUCAUCACACUCAUUAUUAUGGUAAAAAUAUUGAUUUCCAUUGGCCGAUACCCCGUAUUGAAUCGACCAAUGAAACUGCGUCCUUAAACUAGUCAACCAAUGGCCGCCCUUCGCCUUUUAACACGCGGCUCCCGUAUUUCUGCGUCCUCUAGGACUGCGGUGAAUAUUCGUUACCUGUAAACGAGGGAAGCGUGCGAAAUUAAUAUUACAAUUAUUACGUGCUGUAAUAUAGUUUUUAUAAUUUUCUGUUUAAAUAGUAAUUUAUUUGCAGCAUGCCUUAUGUACUUAAAAGAAAGCUUAGGUUGGCCGCAUACUGAUACUACUAGCCGAUUGAUUCGAUUUCUUGUUCGCUGCAACUGCAAGGCCAGUGUUUAUAUAAUCCUUCGAUAAUAUACUAGACGUGAUGUCAAAAAGUGCCCGCAAAAAAUAAGUUUUAUGAGAAAACCUUUCACUCAGGAAUUGGUGUCACCAAAUCCAAUGUUCGAUUUGAUUUAAAAUUUGUUUCUUUGACGGCCGAUUGGUGCAGU
Pararge aegeria (speckled wood butterfly) is the source of this 5134-nucleotide messenger RNA. Its product is annotated as metal transporter CNNM4-like. Gene Ontology annotation, biological process: transport; magnesium ion homeostasis. Gene Ontology annotation, molecular function: transmembrane transporter activity. Bases 80 to 3520 code for a protein of 1146 amino acids. Gene Ontology annotation, cellular component: plasma membrane. The record is from RefSeq and is a predicted model, not a curated record. The transcript has 16 exons. NCBI's taxonomy places the organism in Eukaryota, Metazoa, Arthropoda, Insecta, Lepidoptera, Nymphalidae.